GAUGGUGGUAUGCAGAUGAUAGUGCAGAGAAAGAGGACGUUGGUGAGGAUGAAAAUACAGUAUUUGAUGAAGAUCCGAAGCCUGAUAUACUAAGUCGUGAGAUAAAUUUAUUUGAAUACUUCUGGGACAACGUGGGUUGUGAUGAUUCUAUGAAGAAGGUAGAAAGUGUAGAGGCAAAGACGGUUAAUAUAGUGAAUAUUGAUCGAGAUGAAGAAGGUAAAACGGAUAUGAGUGUGGAGAACUUACCCGAAAGCCUUGAUGAGGAAGAAAACAGAAAUGAUGGAGUUCAAGCAUUGGAAUAUUGUCAAAAAUCUACUGAUGAGGAAAAUGUUAGUAUUAGGGGACAUUCUGAUGAUAAGGAAGAUAAAAUUAUAAGGGACGAAAAUAAAGCACUUAUCUGUCACCAAAAUGCUGAUAUUACCAAUAAGGAUGUAAAUGAAAUACUUGAGGAAGAUUCAAAGCAUGUUGAAGGUAGAGAAUCAUUUGGUGAACCUAAAUUGGAAGACGAUUAUAAAUUAGUAUUUGACCGGGGAAAAAUGAUAGAAAGUGGUAAUCCAAUAUUCAAGGUACCUUUUGAGAUAAUCGACAUUGAAACCAUGCUGAAGGGAUCUAAUAGUGAAAAUGCCGUAGUUGGACUUAAUGAAGAUGUGGGAGAGAUUGCUCCCGAUGGUAGAGCAAAAAUUGUUAGAAUUGAACUAGGAAAUGUUAGAGAAAAACAUGAUGAAAAAAGGAAAUACAUAUACCAUCGUGAAUAUGAAUUUCGUGAUGAG
Messenger RNA from Racocetra fulgida, 770 nucleotides. The record is from the annotation of a GenBank genome assembly. NCBI's taxonomy places the organism in Eukaryota, Fungi, Glomeromycota, Glomeromycetes, Diversisporales, Gigasporaceae.